AUCAUGGGCUCAUACCUCUCCAUAGAAAAAGGGUGACAGUCUCGGGUUGAAUUUCGUGGGUUGCAGGUGGCUAGCAAGCUGAAGUCGACCGCAAGAUUGUCUAAACCGGGAAGAAGAGUUGAUUGCAAACAAGACUGUAGUUUGAGCCAUAAUGGAACAAGCAGUUGGUGGUGAGUCAAAGAGAGGCCAGGUCACAGGGACACGUUUGGGAAAAGACAUUUCCAAAGCUAAGAAGUGCACGGUGAUUGGAGGCUCUGGGUUCCUGGGGCAGCACAUGGUGGAACAGUUGCUGGCACGAGGCUAUGCUGUCAAUGUAUUUGAUAUCCGCCAAGGGUUUGAUAACCCCCAGGUGCAGUUCUUUAUAGGUGAUCUCUGCAGCCAACAGGACCUGUACCCAGCUCUGGAAGGUGUAAGCACAGUUUUCCACUGUGCGUCACCCUCGCCAUCCAGUGACAACAAGGAACUCUUUUAUAGAGUGAAUUUUAUUGGCACCAAGAAUGUCAUUGAAACCUGCAAAGAGGCUGGGGUUCAGAAACUCAUUUUAACCAGCAGUGCCAGUGUUGUCUUUGAGGGUGUUGACAUAAAAAAUGGAACUGAAGACCUCCCUUAUGCCAUGAAUCCCAUUGACUACUACACAGAGACCAAGAUCUUGCAGGAGAGAGUAGUACUGGAUGCCAAUGACCCUGAGAAGAAUUUUUUAACCACAGCCAUUCGUCCUCAUGGCAUUUUCGGCCCAAGGGACCCACAGUUAGUCCCCAUCCUAAUUGAUGCGGCUAGAAAGGGCAAAAUGAAGUUCAUGAUUGGAAAUGGGGAGAACCUGGUUGAUUUCACCUUUGUGGAGAACGUGGUUCAUGGACAUAUCUUGGCAGCUGAGCACCUUUCCCAAGAUCCAGCUCUGGGUGGGAAGGCAUUUCACAUUACCAACGAUGAGCCAAUCCCUUUCUGGACGUUCCUGUCCCGCAUUCUGACAGGCCUCAAUUAUGAGGCCCCCAAGUACCACAUCCCCUACUGGGUGGCCUACUACCUUGCUUUCCUGCUAUCUCUGCUGGUAAUGGUGAUCAGUCCUCUCAUCCAAAUCCAGCCGACUUUUACGCCAAUGCGGGUGGCACUGGCUGGCACAUUCCACUACUACAGUUGUGAGAAAGCCAAAAAGCUCAUUGGAUACCAGCCACUGGUCACCAUGGAUGACGCCGUGGAAAGGACUGUGCAGAGUUUUCACCACCUGCGGAAGGACAAGUGACGUGCCCCAGUGCCCUCACCAAUAACUUUUUCCUCUCUGUUCUGAUGAACCAAUAUCCUUAAGUGAGUUUCUUUUGA
Peromyscus leucopus (white-footed mouse) is the source of this 1317-nucleotide messenger RNA. RefSeq names its product NAD(P) dependent steroid dehydrogenase-like (gene Nsdhl). Lineage: Eukaryota; Metazoa; Chordata; Mammalia; Rodentia; Cricetidae. Gene Ontology annotation, biological process: steroid biosynthetic process. The record is from RefSeq and is a predicted model, not a curated record. Gene Ontology annotation, molecular function: 3-beta-hydroxy-Delta5-steroid dehydrogenase (NAD+) activity. The coding region runs from base 152 to 1240 and encodes 362 amino acids. The transcript has 8 exons.